Messenger RNA from Leptopilina boulardi, 543 nucleotides. RefSeq names its product DNA-directed RNA polymerase I subunit RPA12 (gene RpI12). Gene Ontology annotation, molecular function: zinc ion binding; nucleic acid binding; DNA-directed RNA polymerase activity. The transcript has 3 exons. Gene Ontology annotation, biological process: DNA-templated transcription; termination of RNA polymerase I transcription. The coding region runs from base 77 to 457 and encodes 126 amino acids. Lineage: Eukaryota; Metazoa; Arthropoda; Insecta; Hymenoptera; Figitidae. The record is from RefSeq and is a predicted model, not a curated record. Gene Ontology annotation, cellular component: RNA polymerase I complex.
UCCGGUUUGCCGCAGUGUUUACUAAAUGUGUAUAGUGUUAUUGUGCUCUCGAUAAAUAAGUGAUCACCAAGAAAAUAUGGAUUUUCAAAAAGAAACCGGAUCUUUUUCAACGGCAUCCGGAUUUUGCCCGGAUUGUGGAACAAUUUUACCAUUUUGUAGUGAAAUUGGACGUGUCACUUGUUAUGCUUGCGAAAGAAAAUGGGAGCCUGCCGAAGUUUUUGGCAGAAUGGAAAUUUCAUUCACGGUUCCAUUUUUGAACAGAAAUACAUGCGUGAUUUCAAAACGUGAAGAAGAAGAUGAUGAAGAACCGGAUGGACCUGUUGUGGAACGACAAUGUCCUCAAUGUAAAAAUAAUCAAAUGUCUUAUGCGACUUUACAAAUGCGCUCAGCAGAUGAAGGACAAACGGUAUUUUAUACUUGUACAAAAUGCAAAUUCAAGGAAACGGAAAAUUCGUAAGAGGCUGUGGAAAAAUAUUUUUCUUUUUGUUAAACUUAUGAGAUAAAAAACUAAUAAAUGAGUUUUCAUUUUUUUUAUUAUUAAAA